Molecule: messenger RNA, 1347 nt
Organism: Paramuricea clavata
Lineage: Eukaryota; Metazoa; Cnidaria; Anthozoa; Malacalcyonacea; Plexauridae
Source: the annotation of a GenBank genome assembly
AUGGAGAAUAGGCAUGACGAGAUUGAAGGUUUGUUGUGAGAUAUUUAGCUUAUUUAUAGCGAGCUUUGUAGUGAGAAAAUACAGAUGGUUGUCUUUGAUUAGGUAUUGAAAAUCCCAUGCUGUGUCUAUGGAGUAUUAAAAGAAUUAAACUGACUCCCACCCUAUCCACAAACUGUUUUUAUUCAGUUCUUCAAUAAAAUAAGAAUUGAAUAAAGAAUCUUAGUUAUUGGUAGUUGUACAACAAUGUUUGUCAAGCGAAUGUGAUAUGCAACAUAUAGGGACAUUGUGAUAAAACUGAUAAUUAUUUGAUUUGGUUCAAGGCAGAGACAGUUUGUCUGCGUAUAAGAUCUGGGGAAGAUCUUCCCAUGUUUAUACACACACAACUGAUCAGUCAAACUAUUUUUCUUUGGCUGAUUUGAUUAUAAUUAUUACUAAAAUAAUUAUCUUGUGUUCCAGAUGACAUAUUUGAUCAUCAUAUGCAUGAGAUCGAUGUACGUGAAACACCAAGGUAUAUUACACUUUAUCAUCACAUAUUUUCAUUCAGCAUUGUCGCCAUUACAGUCUAUUCCUCCAGCUCUUGUUGACCACUCCAAUUUAGUCCAUACAUUCUCCCCCCACUUUACCUGUUUAGUUUUGUUUACCUGUUUAGUUUUGUUUACCUGUUAGUUUUGUUUACCUGUUAGUUUUGUUUACCUGUUAGUUUUGUUUACCUGUCUAUCUCAUUCAUUCAUUUUGUCUUCCCUCCAUCCAAACAUAUUCUCGUAAUUUGUACUGUGUGCCGAUACUGUUUCCACCCCGGAGUGAUCUUCCCAUGGAGGAAAGUUCAUUCCAGUCCUCAAUUGUACAUUUUAUUAUUAUCAGAAAUUGCUUUCACUUCACAGCAACACAAAUUUUCCUCUUCAAACCUGCAGCUAUACUGUAGCUCUAAAAAUCACACCUCCACAAAUGUAAAAUCUACAGGCAUGUAAUUGAGAAUGCUUUGGAUUGCAUCCGUACCAAUCUGAAGCUUUAAUAUUAUUGCCACUACCUAGACUAGCACAGACCUUCAAGGCAUGUAAUUGAUCCUUUCUGCAACAAACCAUUAUAAUUGUUUGUGUGAAAAUGUAGAUGGGAAAUGUCAGAAGAAGAACCAGAUGAAGAGGAAGAACAAGCAAGAAUAUUGAACUGUGAUGGUUUACCAAAACAACAAGUAAAACAGGUGACAUGCCAGAUAAGUUUGAUAUUUUUCAGUUGAGAAACUCUUCAUAAAAGCAUUGUAAUGUUUUCUAGAAUACAAAUAAGAAACCCGCAGAGAUCAUCCAAAAUGGACCCACAUGGGAUGAUGUUUCUGAGCAAGACUCUGUAAAG